This is a messenger RNA of Arachis stenosperma, 1450 nucleotides long. Its product is annotated as GDSL esterase/lipase At4g10955-like. The transcript is spliced from 3 exons. NCBI's taxonomy places the organism in Eukaryota, Viridiplantae, Streptophyta, Magnoliopsida, Fabales, Fabaceae. Bases 242 to 1330 code for a protein of 362 amino acids. The record is from RefSeq and is a predicted model, not a curated record. Gene Ontology annotation, biological process: lipid metabolic process.
GCCGGGAAUAUGUGGACCUGUGGGUGUGGCAGAUCCCUGAUCCCUCUUAAGGGGAGGAAUUACACCAUACGACGUCGCUCAACUAAUCUAAACACCAAAACAACGUUCUUUUGGAAGACGAUACCAGAGGCCUAGAUCUAAGUCAUCUAACAAUACAACUAAUCUAGCUCCAACCCUCUUACUCUCCCUCUCCAUUUCUCAGAUACUGAGAAGGAAGGCAGCAGGGGUUGUAUAGGGUGCAAUGGAUUUCGAGAGGGAAAAUUUUGAUCUCUCAGGACCCUUGCAUUUGACUUGUGUCCAAUGGGAUAACGCGCAUCAUCGAAUGUCAGUUGCUGCUAGUUUGGUCCAAGCUGUUUACAUUCUAGAAAGGGACCGGCAAGAAAAACGCAAAGAUCAAAAUGCUCUUGCACCGCCUUGGUGGGCAUUCUUCCACUUUCAGUUGCUUCGUCCACUUGUAGAUGAUGUUGAUUCUUCCAUCUUUGGUGCAAUCUUUGAGUUCAAACCUCCAUUGUCUCCACGUAAUGACACUUUAUACCGAAGUCCACGUUAUGUGAUUGCCUUUCGUGGCACUCUAACCAAACAGCACUCGGUUACACGUGACAUUGAGCUGGAUAUCCACUUUAUCCAACAAGGUCUUCAUCAAACUUCUCGCUCUACCAUAGCUCUGAAUGCUGUUCGAAAUAUGGUAGCAACUGUAGGUGAUUCGAAUGUUUGGUUGGCUGGACAUUCCUUAGGAUCAGCAAUGGCAUUGCUUACUGGCAAAACCUUGGCUCAGACGGGCACGUUUGUUGAAUCUUUUCUUUUCAACCCACCCUUUGUAUCUGCUCCAAUAGAGAGAAUUAAGGAUGAGAGAGUGAAACAUGGGAUUCGAUUUGCUGGCAGUGUGAUAACAGCUGGACUCACCCUAGCCAUGAAAGCCAAGCAGCAGCAGCAGCAGCCGCCGCCGCAGCAGCAGCUGCAACAGGGCAAGCAGCCGCAGCAGCAGAAGGAUCUGUGUGUUGCAUCAUUUGAUGCUUUGGCUGCUUGGGUCCCAGGUUUAUUUGUGAAUCCAUCGGACCAUAUAUGCUCAGAGUAUAUUGGAUACUUCGAGCACAGAAGAAAGAUGGAGGAAAUUGGAGCCGGAUUCAUUGAAAGGUUAGCCACUCAAAACUCGCUUGGUGGAUUAGUGAUGAGUGCGUUUGGGAAGGAAUCUGAAGCCCUGCACCUCAUUCCUUCGGCUUCUAUGACAGUUAAUGUUAUGCCUGCACGUGAUUUCCGAGAAGCCCAUGGGAUUCACCAAUGGUGGCAACCUGAUUUGCGCCUCGAACGCAAGCUGUACAAAUACAAGUAGUUCCACGCUGUUUCUUCUGCAUUUACAUGAAAGGACAGAUGAAAUUCUUUUCGCAUAUGCGCAAUGUUUAACUGUUCAUUUGAACUUUUGUUUCGUAAAUACAUGUAGAGUGCUUGUGAA